AUGGAGAUGCAUAGCUUCAUUUUGGUAGGCAUCAUUGCAAGCUUUCUCUCGGCAGCUUCAGCAGUCCCUGGAAUUGCCACCUUCUACACAAGCUAUGUUCCUUCUGCGUGCUACGGCAACCAGUAUAAUGGGGUGAUGAUCGCGGCAGCCGGAGACGCCAUAUGGAAUGGUGGGGCUGCAUGUGGCAAAUUUUACACCGUUAGAUGCACGGGAGCCCGGAACGCAGUACCGCAUCCUUGCAAGGGUGGCAGCGUGACUGUGAAGAUUGUGGAUCACUGUCCCGGAUGCCCAUCAACCCUCGAUUUGUCACGAGAAGCGUUUUCCAAGAUUGCUGAUCCUGUGGCUGGAAUUAUCAACAUUGAUUAUCGUUGA
Messenger RNA from Corylus avellana, 372 nucleotides. The record is from RefSeq and is a predicted model, not a curated record. Lineage: Eukaryota; Viridiplantae; Streptophyta; Magnoliopsida; Fagales; Betulaceae.